Messenger RNA from Nerophis lumbriciformis (worm pipefish), 633 nucleotides. Lineage: Eukaryota; Metazoa; Chordata; Actinopteri; Syngnathiformes; Syngnathidae. The record is from RefSeq and is a predicted model, not a curated record.
AUGACAAUGGAGGAGAUGAAGAAUGAAGCGGAGACAAACUCCAUGGUAUCCAUGACUCUCUACGCUGUGAUGUACCCUGUUUUUAAUGAGUUGGAAAGGAUCAACCUAUCAGCAGCGCAGACGCUCAGAGCGGCCUUCAUCAAGGCAGAGAGGGAAAACCCUGGCCUGACUCAGGACAUCAUCAUGAAGAUCUUGGAGAAGAAAAACGUCCAAAUCAACUUCACCGAAUCGUUGCUACGCAUGGCCGCUGACGAUGUGGAGGAGUUUACCAUCGACCGGCCCGAGCAGGAGUUCCAGGACCUGAACGACAAGGCCCGGGCACUGAAGCACAUCCUCAGCAAAAUCCCGGAUGAGAUCAAUGACAGAGUACGCUUCCUGCAGACUAUCAAAGAUAUAGCCAGCGCCAUUAAAGAGCUCCUGGACACGGUCAACAACGUCAUUAAGAAGUAUCAAUACCAGAAUCGCAGAGCUCUGGAGCAUCAGAAAAAGGAGUUUGUGAAGUACUCGAAAAGCUUCAGCGACACCCUCAAAACGUACUUCAAAGAUGGAAAGGCGAUCAACGUCUUCAACAGCGCAAAUCGGCUCAUUCACCAAACCAACCUCAUCCUGCAGACCUUCAAGACCGGCGCCUAG